Chrysochloris asiatica (Cape golden mole) is the source of this 3491-nucleotide messenger RNA. RefSeq names its product matrilin 2 (gene MATN2). The record is from RefSeq and is a predicted model, not a curated record. The transcript has 18 exons. The coding region runs from base 110 to 2980 and encodes 956 amino acids. Gene Ontology annotation, molecular function: calcium ion binding. Lineage: Eukaryota; Metazoa; Chordata; Mammalia; Afrosoricida; Chrysochloridae.
GGCAGACAGCAGAUCUGCAGCUCCUGGACUUCGGGGAGACCCAGCUAUCUCACCCUGUCCCCCUCUCGCUUUAUAUUUCACAGCCUCGCUCCUCAACCUCUUCCUGAAAAUGGAAAAGAUGCUGUUGUACUGCUUUCUGCUGAUCUUCGGACAAGUCCUUCUCCUCUCCGCUGAGGCUAGGGAGCGGCCACACUCCAGGUCCAUCUCUAGAGGGAGACACGCUCGGAUCCACCCGCAGACCACGCUCCUGGAGAGCUCCUGUGAGAACAAGCGGGCAGACCUGGUCUUCAUCAUCGACAGCUCCCGCAGCGUCAACGCCUACGACUAUGCAAAGGUCAAGGAGUUCAUUGUGGACAUCUUGCAAUUCUUGGACAUUGGGCCAGAUGUCACCCGGGUGGGUCUGCUCCAAUAUGGCAGCACUGUCAAGAACGAGUUCUCUCUCAAGACCUUCAAGAGGAAGUCUGAUGUGGAACGUGCUGUCAAGAGGAUGAGACAUCUGUCCACGGGCACCAUGACAGGGCUGGCCAUCCAGUAUGCCCUGAACAUCGCAUUCUCAGAAGCAGAGGGGGCCCGUCCCCUGAGGGAGAAUGUGCCUCGGGUCAUAAUGAUUGUGACAGAUGGCAGGCCUCAGGACUCAGUGACUGAAGUGGCUGCAAAGGCUCGGGACACAGGCAUUCUGAUUUUUGCCAUUGGGGUGGGCCAGGUAGACCUCAACACGCUGAAGGCUAUUGGGAGUGAGCCCCACAAAGACCAUGUCUUCCUGGUGGCCAACUUCAGCCAGAUUGAGUCCCUGACCUCAGUGUUCCAGAACAAGCUGUGCACGGUCCACAUGUGCAGCGUCAUGAAGCAUAACUGUGCCCACUUCUGUAUCAACACCCCCGGCUCAUACGUCUGCAGGUGUAAACAAGGAUACAUCCUCAACUCGGAUCAGAUGACUUGCAGAAUCCAGGAUCUGUGUGCCGUGGAGGACCAUGCCUGUGAACAGCUCUGUGUGAAUGUGCCAGGCUCCUUCGUUUGCCAGUGCUACAGCGGCUACACUCUGGCUGAGGAUGGGAAGAAGUGUGAGGCUGUGGACUAUUGUGCCUCAGAAAACCAUGGGUGUGAACACAAGUGUGUAAAUGCUGAGAAUGCCUACGUUUGCCAGUGCUAUGAAGGAUUUGCUCUUAACCCAGAUGAAAAGACGUGCACAAAGAUAGAUUACUGUGCCUCAACUAGCCAUGGAUGUCAGCAGGAGUGUGUUAACGCAGAUAAAUCUUAUUUCUGCCGUUGCCUGAAAGGGUUUACCCUGAAUCCAGAUAAGAAAACCUGUAAAAGAAUCAACUACUGUGCACUGAACAAACGAGGCUGUGAGCAUGAAUGCGUCAACACUGAGGAGGGCUACUACUGCCGGUGCCGGGCGGGCUAUACGUUGGACCCCAACGGCAAGACCUGCAGCCGGGUGGACCACUGCGCGCAGAACGACCAUGGCUGUGAGCAGCUAUGUGUGAAUACCGAGGAGUCCUUCAUCUGCCAGUGCUCAGAAGGGUUCCUCAUCAAUGAGGACCUCAAGACCUGUUCCAGAGUGGAUUACUGCUUGCUGAGUGACCAUGGUUGUGAAUAUUCUUGCGUCAACACAGAUACAUCCUUUGCCUGUCAGUGUCCCGGGGGACAUGUGCUCCGCAGUGAUGGAAAAACCUGUGCAAAAUUAGACCCUUGUGCUUUGGGGAAUCAUGGCUGUGAACAUUCAUGUGUAAGCAGUGAAGACUCUUUUGUGUGCCAGUGCCUUGAAGGGUAUACCCUCCGUGAAGAUGGGAAAACCUGCAGAAGGAAGGAUGUCUGCCAAGCAAUAGACCAUGGCUGUGAGCACAUGUGCAUCAACAGUGGUGACUCAUACGUCUGCAAGUGCUUGGAGGGAUUCCGGCUCACCGAAGACAGAAAGCACUGCAGAAGGAAGGAUGUCUGCAAAUCUACCCACCAUGGCUGUGAACAGACUUGUGUGAAUAAUGGCAACUCGUAUAUCUGCAAAUGCUCACAAGGAUUUGUUCUAGCUGAGGAUGGGAAACGGUGCAAGAGGUGUACUGAAGGCCCAAUCGACCUGGUCUUUGUGAUUGACGGAUCCAAGAGCCUUGGUGAAGAGAAUUUUGAGACUGUGAAGCAGUUUGUCACUGGAAUUAUAGAUUCCUUAGCAGUUUCCCCCAAAGCCGCUCGAGUAGGGCUGCUCCAGUAUUCAACACAGGUUCGCACGGAGUUCACCCUGAGAAACUUCAGCUCGGCCAGAGACAUGAAAAAAGCCGUGGCCCACAUGAAAUACAUGGGCAAGGGCUCUAUGACAGGGCUGGCCCUGAAACACAUGUUCGAGAGAAGCUUUACCCAAGUAGAAGGAGCCAGGCCCCUCUCCACACGGGUGCCCAGAGUGGCCAUUGUGUUCACCGAUGGACGUGCUCAAGAUGACGUCUCUGAGUGGGCCAGUAAAGCCAAGGCCAAUGGUAUAACUGUGUAUGCUGUUGGGGUAGGAAAAGCCAUCGAGGAAGAGCUACAGGAGAUUGCUUCUGAGCCUACAGACAAGUACCUCUUUUAUGCCGAAGACUUCAGCACAAUGGGCGAGAUCAGUGAAAAACUCAAGACAGGCAUAUGUGAAGCUCUGGAAGACUCUGAUGGCAAUCAGGACUCUCCAGCAGAGGACCUGCCCAAGAAGGUCCAUCAGCCAACAGAGUCUGAGCCAGCCACCAUAAAUAUCCAAGACCUACUUUCCUGUUCUAAUUUUGCAGUGCAACACAAAUAUCUGUUUGAAGAAGACAAUCUUAGACGGUCUACCCAAAAACUUUCCCAGUCAAAAAAAACUUCAGGAAGCCCUUUGGAAGAAAACCGUGAUCAAUGCGAAUGUGAAAAGCUUAUAAUGCUCCAAAACCUUGCGAAUGAAGAAGUAAGAAAGUUAACACAGCGCUUAGAAGAAAUGACACAGAGAAUGGAAGCCCUGGAAAACCGCCUGAGAUAUAGAUGAAGAUUGAAAGUGUUCUACAUGUUUUUACGUGUCAUUGUUUUGAGGAUUACCACAAAAGCAGAGCCCAAAGCCUGGGCUGUCUUCAUGUCUGUAAUGUUGGGAAAUCAAGCACAACUGGUGCUAAAAAAAAAAAGCUGGCUUGGUAUAGAGAACAAAGACAAAAAUAGACAGUAACAGGUAUAGAUUUUUUUAGGGAAAACAAUCUUUCCGAUUUCUAAAAUGAGUUCACCAAGUGAGGAUAAAUAAGCUAUGCAAAGUAGUCUGUAAUAUACUGAGGACAUGAUUUGCUUCUGCGCCUUCCUGCCUUAGAUGGUUGCUAUCUCAUUUGACUACAAAAUGAAGUGCGCACGGUCUUACUUCUGUAGAAGUUCUGGCUAUCGGAAAAGCUAUUUUUUUUUGUAUCGGACUUUACCUUGAUAGAUGUAUAUGGAUGUAUGCGUAAAGUUGUAAAACGUGCACUUGGAUAACAAGUUGGUUUUUUUUAUACAAUAUUAAAGUUCACUACUUGAGA